This is a messenger RNA of Perkinsus marinus ATCC 50983, 922 nucleotides long. RefSeq lists its product as hypothetical. The record is from RefSeq and is a predicted model, not a curated record. NCBI's taxonomy places the organism in Eukaryota, Perkinsozoa, Perkinsida, Perkinsidae. Gene Ontology annotation, biological process: peroxisome organization; fatty acid beta-oxidation; long-chain fatty acid import into peroxisome. Gene Ontology annotation, cellular component: peroxisomal membrane. The transcript has 7 exons. Gene Ontology annotation, molecular function: long-chain fatty acid transmembrane transporter activity. The coding region runs from base 3 to 821 and encodes 272 amino acids.
AUAUGCCAGAAGGAACUCUAGCAGACUUGGUCACUUAUCCGCACAGGGCCGGCGCUGAUGAGACAACUCUGUCGAGAGUUGAGGAAUGCUUACAUCAUGUUCAUUUGAGCUAUCUCGUACCACGCCAGUCUGAAGGGCUACUAACUCUAGAUGAGGAUUGGGAGAAUAAGCUUAGUCUUGGUGAACAGCAGAGAAUAGGCAUGGCUAGGCUAUUUUUCCGCAGCCCGCCUUGGGCACUGCUGGAUGAGUGCACCAGUGCAGUGGCUCUCGAUGGGGAGGAGAGCAUGUAUCGCCAUCUUAGAGAUGAAUUUCACUGUACGGUCCUUACAGCAUCGCAAAAGCCGUGGUUGCUCAAUUUUCACUCGCAGUUAUUGGAGCUAGGGACAGGGACUGGAUACGCCAGCUGGAGUGUUACUAGGAUCAAUGAUGGGAAUGGUCAAACAGAUGCCUCUGGGUUACCUCGAAGGUUACCAGACUUGGUUUAUGUAGAUAAGCGUCAGCCGAAUGGCGUCUUUCCCCAGUCGCCUGUGAAUCAGGAGCCGGCAUCAGUAGAGCAGUUGGAUGGCAAAGAUGAUGGCGGUCUAUACACGUAUGAUGAGGUCUUCCGUUCUUAUGAGUCCAGUCCGAGUACCGAGAGGAGCUACGAGUCUUGUGAGGAUGAUAUAAGGCAGGAGGAGGUCCCGACUUCGGAACCUAGCGGGGUCCAACUUUCGAGCGAGAUGAAGUCUGCUGGUGAGGUGGAUUCCCAGGCACCAUCCAGAGGGAGCAGACGGGACCGGAAGAGCACCAGAAGACACGGUCGACGGGGCGGACAGAGAUGAAGAUAUGUCAAGUGAUAGUAGCUGACCAACGACCUCCAUGCUAACGUGCAUGGGUACCCUUCAGUGUCAUUCAAGUUCUUGGAUAAUGGAUGGUUCCGUUU